UUGAUACCCACUUAUUACUUCUUAAAUUGCUCCAUUCGUUUUUGCCUUCUCACACAGCAUAACGUGAACUUCAACUCUGAAGAAUGUUUUAAUGGUGAAGAAAACAAUAUUUUGCCUAAGAACUGAUGUUAGGAUUCUGAGUUUCUCUGCAGCAAUGGAUAGCACUGAUGUACCCACAUAUUCCUAAAGCGGAACAUGAAGCUGGGUUCCUUUCAUCCCAUUAAGUGCUAAUGAAGUUGUUCAGUACCGCCGAGGCAAUGCAGAUUCAUGAAUUUGGGUUUUGGGCAGGUUACAUCAGCACAGUCUGGCAGAGGCCAAGCACACUACAGCAUAUAUAAUUGCUAGAGAAAGUUGAGAGCAGUAUUAUAUAGUUUGAAAAAGAAUAAUUUUUGAACAACAGAAGUCUCUCUAUGCCUGAAGAUGGGUUUCCAUUAAAUCAGCUGGCGAUGUCUAUGAUCUUAUCUGCCUCCGUGGUCCGUGUGAGGGAUGGACUCCCACUCUCUGCCUCUACAGAUUGUGAACAGAGUACAGGUGUGCAGGAAUGUAGGAAAUAUUUUAAAGCGCUCUCAAGGAAACUUGCUCAGCUUCCCGACAGAUGUACGCUGAAAACGGGGCAGUAUAACAUAAAUUUUAUUAGCUCUCUGGGAGUGAGCUAUAUGAUGUUGUGCACUGAAAAUUACCCCAGUGUCCUGGCUUUCUGCUUCCUGGAUGAGCUUCAGAAGGAGUUCAUCACCACCUAUGAUAUGCUGAGGACAAAUACUGCCAUCCGACCAUACUGUUUCAUAGAGUUUGAUAAUGUCAUCCAAAGGACCAAGCAGAGAUAUAACAACACACGGUCUCUAUCGACAAAGAUAAAUCUUGCUGACAUGCAGAUGGAAAUCAAGCUGAGACCACCUUAUCAAAUUUCUCUGUCUGAAUUUGGUUCAGCUAAUGGAUUUGCGCAUUUAUCUGCUGUAGAAUUUAAGGGUACCGGUAAGAUACCUGCUGCCUGCUGUAAUCCUCUCUCUGGAAGAGGUUAUAGUGUCACAAGUGGAAGCCAGAGAUGGGAACAAUCUGUGGUUACAAAAAUACCAAAUCUUUGUGAUGUAGCUCCUCAUCAGCGACUGGAACCCUUGACUUUGCCAGGGAUUGUCUCAUUUAUACUUAGCCUGUUAUGCGGGGCUUUGAAUUUAAUUCGAGGCUUUCAUGCCAUAGAAAGCCUUCUGCAGAACGAGGGGGAAGAUUUCAGUUACGUCAUUGCAUUUUUCCUUGGAACAGCAGCCUGCUUGUACCAGUGUUAUUUAUUUGUGCAUUACACGGGCUGGCGGAACGUCAAAUCCUUCCUGAGUUUCGGUUUAAUCUGCCUGUGCAACAUGUAUCUGUACGAACUGCGCAAUCUCUGGCAACUGUUUUUUCAUGUGACAGUGGGAGCAUUUUCAACGUUGCAAAUACGCCUGAGACAGCCGCAAGGGAAGUCCCCUGAUUACAACGUGUGAUGCACAUCCUGGGAUACCUCAAGGCAGUCUGGUUCCAACUCAACUACUUUUCCCCUCUCAGGAAUGCAAAGCUUUUGUCCAAAAGAAGCGGUUUUCUGGAUUUUUUUUAAAGCAACACAAGAUGCCUGUGGACAUUUGUGACUUGAAAGUUAAACUUGUCCUCCAGGAAGAACUAAAAAUGCAAAAGAAUUCAGCACUAAUGGAGGAAAGAGGGUCCUACCCAUGCAAUUAAAAGUUUGAGGACAAAUAAAAGUUUGGAGAACUUGACUGAUGGCAUGAAGUAGUCUCAUUCAAAAAUAUGAUAAUGGAAAAGAUGUAUAUAGUGCGUGUCCUGCAUAUCAAGGGAGCGCUCUAGUUCCAGAAUUGGUUUUGCCUUUGUGAGGCAGUAGUAUAGCUAAAUAAAAAGAUGCUAUUACAUAUUAACAAACUAUAUUUGGAAUGAGUGAGUUACGAAAUGCCAGAAUAUUGGAUUGCAUAUUAAAUUUGAUAGGAUGUGUGUGUUCAUUUUCUUAAUUAAGACCUAACUUAGAAACCAUCUGUUUACAGGGAUUAGUUCAUUGGCCCCAGUGGCCCUUCAUCUAGUGCUGUGUUAAUUAUAAAUACUGGUACAUUGGUUUCUCUGUAUAAUUUGCUUUUAAUGAUCUUUUGAAAGUAACUUGAAUAGGCAGGUUUUUAGUAACAAUUGAAAAUUCUGCCUCUUACCCCACAGGUCUUACUCUCUUUGUCUGUUUGCUUGCUGAAAGGUUGAAAAGAAGUCAGACUAAUUGACAAACGGGGUGAUAUGCAACCUGCUUGACACGUUACUCUCCUUUUAUGAGAUCGAUUGGUGGCUGAAACUUGGCCCAAUACAUAGGCAGCUAGUAGCAGUCUUCCUUCCAGUAAUGCACACCAAGUUUAGCUAGGGAAAAAAAAAUCCAUCUCUAGUCUGGGGAUUGUUUUUGUUUUUGUUUGGUGGCUUUGCAUUUUAUAGAAUUGGAGUGAAACCCAGCUAAUCCAUAUUAAUAGCUGCUGUAGAUUCCUGGAGUUUACAAAUGUAGUCAGCAAGCGAACAUACCAAAAACAUGGAAACGAGGACAAGGCCCAUACAUUUUAUUUUGACAAUUAUCUUGUGAGUUUGAAUUAUUUAUGUUGCUGAAUAGCAUAAUAGUAAAUGCACUUUAGUAUAGUCCACACAUGUAACAAGGUGUGGUAAUAUGCCUCUUCACUAAAGCAUUUAGUGAAGUUUUUAUAGACAACACUGCCAUGUUACUUUUUGGAGAUGUAUGAUAUUCUUGUGAACAAGCAGUUCUUGACUUACAAUUUUUUGAGUUGCAGCAAACGGCACUUAAGACCAUUAUAAAUUUCAACCUGUUUUGAGGUUCGGAUGCUGAUUUUGAUUUUACAAUGCUCGACACGGCUGCCUCCAGCUGGUAAGUCUGUUGUGGUGGUGGUGGAGGGGGGGCAGAUCAAUGCCCCUGCAGCGAGGAAGAGGUUGGGAUUGGGGCUGGGACGGGGCUGCCCAGCCAGGACGUGGGGGGUGGCUCCCCUCGUCCAGUGGCUCUUGCGCUGUGCGCCACUGGUCUAGGAGGGCAUGGGGGGGGGAUGUGCCCCUGGAUCUGCACAGGGUGUGUGGGGCCGGGGCUGCACCAGGUUGCACUUUGGGCCAGCCACAGAAGGUGCUGCAAGCAGGGGCUAUGCCCUCCCACCACUUCCACAGCUGGAGCCACUGUGGUGCCUCCAGACAAGUGGUGCGCAGCAGCGGGAGCACCCCCGGCCUUUCCGUGCCUCCUGGACAAGCCGUGGCUUUGCCCCGCCCUGGCCAGGUGAGUGGCAGCAGUAGUAUGGCAUGGUGGGGGGUGCCUCCAGAUCUGCGCGAGGUGGGCAGGGCCGGGGCUGCGCUCUGGGUGGGGGUUACAGCAAACUUUAGGGUGGCUGCAGCCCCCCCACAACCCCCACUCCGCCACCCACUCUGCCCUGAUUCGGGGGCACAUGCCUCCCCGUGCCGUGCUGCGGCCACUGCUUGCCCAGCUCGGACGGGAUGGGGGAACGACGCAGGUUGGAGGUGCAGGGAGGCCGGGCUGGCUGCCCCCAUGCCCUCCUGGACUGACGAUGUACAGCGGCGAGAGCCGGCAGACGGGCAGGUCCUGGACCGGCGGUGCACAGCAGCAGGAACAGCCCCCUGUCCCAGCCCCAAUCCCUCCCUUGCUGUGGGGGCAUUGAUCUGCUGGAGGUAGCUGUGUCGAUUGUCGUAAAGAAACCAAUCCCCCGUUUAUAACGUUCCUAUGGCAAAGCUGGCACCGAGUUACGACGUUUCGACUUAAGACGCGGUGUUCAGGAACUAAUUGUGUUGCAAGUCUGAGGAUGGCCUGUAUCUUGAAAUGUUGCUUGUGGCAGAUACCUUGGAGCAGGCCCCACCAAAAUAGUUUUCCUUGCUAAUUAAUUUGGGAACCAGACUGAUGACAAGGCAUCCUGGUUUUCUCUGUUAAAAAAUCCAGAAUUCUCUGAUAAACCCAUCCAACAUUUUCUGGUUAAAAACCCCAAAAUCUGCAUUUUUCCACA
Alligator sinensis (Chinese alligator) is the source of this 4013-nucleotide messenger RNA. RefSeq names its product SEC22 homolog A, vesicle trafficking protein (gene SEC22A). The record is from RefSeq and is a predicted model, not a curated record. Gene Ontology annotation, biological process: endoplasmic reticulum to Golgi vesicle-mediated transport. NCBI's taxonomy places the organism in Eukaryota, Metazoa, Chordata, Crocodylia, Alligatoridae. The transcript is spliced from 10 exons. The coding region runs from base 411 to 1475 and encodes 354 amino acids.